This is a messenger RNA of Prunus armeniaca (apricot), 1134 nucleotides long. Lineage: Eukaryota; Viridiplantae; Streptophyta; Magnoliopsida; Rosales; Rosaceae. The record is from the annotation of a GenBank genome assembly.
AUGAAACGCAGGGAGAUGUUCUUCAAGCGAAAUGGUGGAUUAUUAUUAGAGAAACAAUUGUCGUCAGGUGAAGUUAAUGUUGAGAAAAUCAAGCUAUUCAAAUCAAAGGAGUUGGAGAAGUCCACUGACAAUUUCAAUACUGAUAGAAUUCUUGGUCAGGGAGGCCAAGGUACUGUUUACAAAGGCAUGCUGACUGAUGGAAGAAUUGUUGCUGUGAAAAAAUCUAAAAUAGUGGACGAAAGCCAACUUUCAGAUUUCAUCAAUGAGGUUGUCAUUCUUUCACAAAUCAACCACAGAAAUGUCGUUCAACUAUUGGGUUGUUGUUUGGAGACGGAGGUUCCCAUUUUGGUUUAUGAAUUUAUACCUAAUGGAAACCUUUCCCAGUAUAUCCAUGAGCAGAAUGAGGAGUUCCCACUUACAUGGAAAGUUCGCUUACGAAUUGCCAUGGAAAUUGCAGGAGCUCUUUCGUACUUACAUGCUUCAGCUACCUUUCCCAUUUAUCACAGAGACAUCAAGUCUACCAACAUACUCUUGGAUGCAAAAUACAGAGCAAAACUUGCUGACUUCGGAACUUCAAGAUCAGUUGCCAUUGACCAAACUCACCUCACCACAUUUGUACACGGCACAUUUGGUUACUUGGACCCCGAAUACUUUCAAUCAAGCCAAUUUACGGAGAAAAGUGACGUGUAUAGCUUUGGAGUUGUCCUUGUUGAGCUCUUGACAGGGCAAAAACCAAUUUCUUUUAGAAGGUCACAAGAAGAAGGCAAAAGUCUUGCCACGUACUUCAUUACUUCGAUGCAUUUAGAUCGCCUGUUCGAAAUUCUUGAUGCUGAAGUUGUAAAAGGAGGGUCUAAAGCAGAUAUCAUAUUAGUUGCUAACCUUGCAAGAAGAUGUUUGAAUUUGAGUGGAAGAAAGCGCCCUACAAUGAGAGAGGUCACGGCAGAGCUGGAGGGGAUUCAAAUGUCAGAAAAAACUUCUAAUGGUGGACAAAACUAUGAAGAGGUUGAAUAUGUUAGGACUGACUCAAUUGAGCCUUGGGAUGUUGCUUCAAGUUCAACGGGAACAGGGCCAGGCUUGGAUGGUGGUCCUUCUUCAUCACAUGAAAUUCCGCUAUUACCUUACAAGUCAUGGUGA